UAUCAGAGCCAGGUUGGCUUUGGUAUUGAGAUUUAGAGUGUUCUUCAGCUUCAGUUCAUACUCUUUCAUACUUUCUUUUCGGUUCUAACAAAGCAAGAUGGAGGGAAACUACAAGGUCAUUACAGUUCCUGUUGCGUUGAAGGGUGGUAGUAACUACCUUUUGUGGUCAAGGCUGGUGAAGACAGCCAUUGGGAGGCUAGGGCUUUGGAGUCACAUCACGGAUGAUGCAACCAAGCCAGUGGCUAAAGACGGAGAAGGAGGUGAAGGUGUUGGAGAUCAAGUUGCUGCUGCCGAGAAGAUGUGGAUUCAAGAAGACUUGAUGGUGCUUUCAGUGCUACAAGGGUCCCUUGAAGAGCAUCUCUUGGAGGCCUACAGCUACUGCGAGACUCCAAAACACCUGUGGGAGGUACUCCAAAAGACUUUUGGGAAUGUUACCAAUCUGAACCGUGUGUAUGAGAUCAAGAAAGCCAUCAACACACUGGUACAAGAUGGAGAGGAGUUCACCAUGCAUUUGGGCAAGUAUAGAUCCUUGUGGUCUGAGCUUGAAUCGUUGAGGCCAAGCACCACUGAUCAAGAGCUACUCAUGGAGAGGCGGGAGCAGGAUCAGGUGUUUGGAUUGCUGUUGACACUAGAUCCUCCAUUCAAUGAUGUGAUCAUGCACAUGUUGAGGAUGCCGAGUCUCCCAUCUAUGGAGGAAGUGUGUGCGCAGAUUCAGAAGGAAGAGGGGUCACUUGGUUUGUUUGGAGGGAAAGGAGACAUGGCUCUGUCCAACAAGGCUGAAGCAAUCCAAGCAAACAAAGCCGCUUACCGUGGAGAGGAAAGGAAGUUCAGUGGAAACUGUGACCAUUGCAAGAAGCCGGGACACAAGAGGAGUCAGUGCUGGAUCCUACACCCCCAUCUGAAGCCGGCCAAAUUCAACAAGGAGAGAGAGGGAAGAGCUCACCUUUCUGCAGAGACAAGUGAAGCCGGCGCAUCAGGAGCUGGUUCAUCUGGUCUUGCGGGUGAAAGUGAAGGAAGAGCCUUAACCUCUCACCACCAAGGAGCUGUGAAGAACAUGGAUCAUGAGGUGAUCAAGAAGUCAGACAUUGAUGCCUUGAUCAAAGCCCUUAAAGAGUCUGGAUAUUGAAAGCAGUAAGUUGAUUGGGCAAGGAGUAACCAAAGGAGAC
This is a messenger RNA of Brassica rapa (field mustard), 1166 nucleotides long. RefSeq lists its product as uncharacterized. The record is from RefSeq and is a predicted model, not a curated record. Lineage: Eukaryota; Viridiplantae; Streptophyta; Magnoliopsida; Brassicales; Brassicaceae.